Molecule: messenger RNA, 3438 nt
Organism: Ceratosolen solmsi marchali
Lineage: Eukaryota; Metazoa; Arthropoda; Insecta; Hymenoptera; Agaonidae
Gene: AP-1gamma
Product: adaptor protein complex 1, gamma subunit
Exons: 16
Coding region: 487-3126 (879 amino acids)
Biological process (GO): intracellular protein transport; vesicle-mediated transport
Cellular component (GO): membrane coat; Golgi apparatus; AP-1 adaptor complex
Source: RefSeq, a predicted model, not a curated record
UGGUAUUUAUAUAGGAAUCCAUAGCAUUAUGUGAGUUAUAGGAAUUUCGAAAUAAGGUCGUCGAUGAGGACAAUCAUGGUAGACGUGCAGGAUAUUUUACAUUUCCCGCCUGCAAUAGCCCCCAAACGCAAUUCGAAUCGAACAAGCUCGGCAACAUUGCCUCGUGCUCAACGCCCCCGCGAAACGUCUUAACAGAAGCAGCUGUGGUAGGCAGCGCGAGUAGAGAGAUACGAGUAGCGCAAGUAGUCGAGUAGAUGAGUAGCCGAGCAGUGAGUAGCGAUUAUCGAGUGGCGAGCGGUGACGUCCAGGCUAUACGUCGUGGUAACAGUGUCCAAUAGUGGCUCCCUCGUCACUCGAAUCCCAGUCUCGACUCUUCAAGUCCCAUCUUUAUCAGCGUUGCCGUGCGUGGAUUGUGUCCAGUGCUCGUGCCUAUUGUCCAGUCUCGCACGUUGGCUGGAGAAGUACCAACCAAAUAGCUGAGAGACAAUGAACGCCUCAGAACAUGGGUUUAACCCAGCUUUUAACAUGGCUUCCAUUAAGCAAGCCAUCAAUGAGGCAGUCGAAAGAGUUUCAACAGUGAGAAUGCCAGCACCUACUCGAUUGCGUGACCUUAUACGUCAAAUUAGAGCAGCAAGAACUGCUGCUGAAGAAAGAACAGUUGUCAAUAAAGAAUGUGCAUAUAUUAGAUCUACAUUUAGAGAAGAAGAUAGUGUCUGGAGAUGUCGUAACAUAGCAAAACUUCUUUAUAUUCAUAUGCUAGGAUAUCCAGCACAUUUUGGCCAGUUAGAAUGCCUAAAAUUAAUUGCAUCUCCAAGGUUUACUGAUAAACGUAUUGGAUAUCUUGGUGCAAUGCUUCUUCUUGAUGAACGGCAAGAUGUUCAUUUAUUAAUUACGAAUUGUUUAAAAAAUGAUUUAAACAGUUCGACACAAUUUGUAAUUGGCUUAGCAUUGUGUACUCUUGGUGCAAUAGCUUCUCCUGAAAUGGCUAGAGAUCUUGCAGCGGAAGUAGAAAGAUUAAUGAAAUCACCGAAUGCAUAUAUAAGAAAAAAGGCUGCUCUUUGUGCAUUUAGAAUAAUUAGGCGAGUGCCAGAAUUAAUGGAAAUGUUUUUACCAGCAACACGAAGUUUACUGACAGAAAAAAAUCAUGGGGUACUUAUUACUGGCGUUACUCUUAUUACAGAAAUGUGUGAAAACAGCGUGGAUACAUUAAAUCAUUUUAAGAAGGAAUGCGGCCAUCGAGAGAUUGUGCCAAAUCUUGUCAGGAUCCUAAAAAAUUUGAUACUUGCUGGUUAUUCUCCAGAGCAUGAUGUAUCUGGUGUGUCAGAUCCAUUUUUGCAAGUUAAAAUAUUACGUCUUCUACGAAUUCUAGGGCGCAAUGAUGUUGAUGCUUCUGAAGCAAUGAAUGAUAUUCUUGCACAAGUCGCUACAAAUACUGAAACAAGUAAAAACGUAGGCAACACAAUUUUAUAUGAAACAGUUCUGUCAAUUAUGGACAUAAAAUCAGAAAGCGGCUUACGCGUAUUGGCUGUAAAUAUUUUGGGUCGAUUUUUAUUAAACAAUGACAAGAACAUUCGCUAUGUUGCUUUAAAUACAUUAUUAAAAACCGUGUAUGUAGAUACAAGUGCUGUACAAAGACAUCGAUCAACGAUUUUGGAAUGUUUAAAAGAUCCGGAUGUAUCGAUAAGACGCCGAGCUAUGGAACUUAGCUUUGCUCUUGUUAAUACAAAUAAUAUUAGAAAUAUGAUUAAAGAAUUACUUUUAUUUUUGGAACGUGCAGAUCCUGAAUUUAAAGCUCAAUGCAGUAGCAAUAUAGUAAUGUCGGCUGAGCGAUUUUCUCCGAACAAACGUUGGCAUCUUGAAACACUUUUUAAAGUCUUAAUAGCGGCGGGCAAUUAUGUCAGAGACGAUGUUGUAGCCUGUACUAUACAGCUUAUUUCUGAAACUCAGACUCAACAAGUUUAUGCUGUAAGUGCAUUGUGGCGUGCUUUGGAAAAAGAUACGUUUGAUAAGCAACCGCUAACACAAGUUGCUACUUGGUGUAUUGGAGAAUAUGGUGAUGUACUAUUAUACGGACCAUAUCCAGAUGACGCCGAUGCACCUGUCAAUUUAACUGAAGAUGAAGUUAUUGAUGUGUAUCAAAGACUAUUGUGGAGUCCCCAAAAUACCGUCGUUACAAAACAAUAUACGUUGUUGUCUUUAACGAAAUUGAGUACACGAUUUCAACGAGGAAAUGAUAUGCUACCUCCAUUUUACAGGAAAAUUCGACAAAUAAUUGACACGUUUGGCAGCAAUUUGAAUAUUGAAUUGCAACAGCGAGGAAUCGAAUUCUCACAACUUUUCAGGAAAUACGAUCAUUUAAGGCCUUCGCUAUUAGAGAGAAUGCCUCCAAUGGAAACUGCAAGACCACAAGCCAAUGGUAUUAUUGGAAUGGUAAAUGGAGACCCAGACAUGGAUGAUGAAAAAUCUUCGAUAAUUGAACCUGGAAAUACUACAUCUCAAUCUGAUUCAAGUGCUCUUUUAGAUUUACUUGGAAGUGGUGACUUAAGUUCUUCAGUAUCUACUAUGCCUGCUGGUAAUACUCCUACCGUUACAACUCCUGCCACAAAUAGCAAUGAUUUGUUGGACUUGCUUGGUGGUUUAGAUUUAACAACACCUACUUCAAUAUCAGUACCUCAUCAACAAUUACCAACACAAAUUUUCAGUCCUACAAAUACUACCAAUUAUCUUGUAGAUGGCUUAUUGAACUCUUCUUCCAUGUCAAAUCCAAAUGAUGUACCAAGCAUGGUUGUAUUUGAUAAGCAAGGAUUAAAAAUUACUUUCAAAUUAGAAAGAUCACUUGACAAUGCAGAUUUGUUAAUAAUUAAUAUGGUGGCUCAAAAUUCAGGAUUGUCACAAAUUACUGAUUUCUUAUUUCAAGCUGCGGUUCCGAAGACAUUUCAGUUGCAUAUGUUAUCUCCAUCAGGUUCUUUAUUGCUUCCUUCAGGUCAAGUUACACAAGUUCUAAAAGUAACAAAUAUUAAUAAGGCAGCAUUGCGAAUGCGUUUGCGUAUAUCAUAUACAGGGACUGCUGGACCAAUCCUAGAACAAACCGAAGUGAACAACUUUCCUACAGUUGCUAUGCAGUGACAACACGUAAUACAAAAUUCAAUUGUAUAUACAUUUGCCUAAGAUUUCUAUCAUGUUUCACAUCGACUGAAAACAAAUCAGUUUCAUUUUAACAUUACGUGUUGUAUCAUUAUCAUUCGCUGCUAAAAAAACAGUGCUAGCAUAGAGCUACAACGUAAUGGAAGUAUGUGCUAUAAUUCAAGUGUAAAAAGAAACAAACAAAAUAUAUCACUGAUUCUAGAUAGCUGUACGUCGAUCAGGCUAUAGAGUCGCGUAUAUAUACGUUUAUAUAUAUAAAUAAAUGUUUAUAUGUAUAAAUAUAUAUAUAUAUAU